Messenger RNA from Rotaria sordida, 327 nucleotides. The record is from the annotation of a GenBank genome assembly. NCBI's taxonomy places the organism in Eukaryota, Metazoa, Rotifera, Eurotatoria, Philodinida, Philodinidae.
AUGGAGUGUUGGCAGAUUGAUGGAUUUCCUAUUGGAGGAAGGCUGUGCUUCAAACAUAGAAAAUUGAUUCUUCCAAUGAUUGAUGUUGAAACGUUUACUCAUCCUAAUUAUAACCCAUAUGAUACUUCGUUCGAGAUCGAUGACAGUCGUGAUCGUAGGAAUAAAAUUUUGGAUGAAGCUAACCUCAGUUUUAGUAAAAGUGGUAUUCGUCGCUUUCUAUCGAAACUACAACGUGAUACUCAUAUUUUGCAAGGUAAACUCGCUGAAACUUUGGCACCUAGCGAAGAUGAAAAUGAAUUUCUUGCUAUUAUGGAUAAAGUAUUAUAA